UUUAGCAAGACGGGAACUUAAAAUGAUUGCUACAAAAGGUCGGAAUUCCUUGACCGACGAUAAGUUCAAUGAGAUACACCACUUAAUAGCCGAGAUGAAAGAGAUUUACAUUAAAGCCAAAGUAUGCUCGUAUAAACAAAUCGAUACUGAGUGCAAUUUGAAUAUAGAUCACGAUAUAAAUAAAAUAAUGGCACAGUCAAAAGACUAUGAUGAAUUAUUGCAUUACUGGCACGCGUGGCACGAAGCAAUCGGUCCACAACUUAUAAAUAAAUAUUUAAGAUACGUUCAAUUGGCAAAUCAAGCAGCUAAAUCAAAUGGUUUUGCUGACGCUGGCGAUCAGAUGAUAGAACUGUUCGAAGACGAACAUUUCCAGCAAAAUAUAGCGCAAGUGAUGUCAGCUGUAACUCCGCUCUAUAAGAAUCUAUUUACUUAUGUGCGAUCGAAACUGAUUGAGAGAUACGAUGACAAAAUACGCGAGGACGGGCCUCUACCGGCGCAUGUUUUGGGAAAUAUGUGGGCUCAAAAUUGGGAAGCUCUGUUCGAGUUAGUGCAGCCUUUCCCCGCGAGCAGAAAGCUCGAUGUGACUUUGGAGAUGAUUAUUCAGAAUAUCACACCAAUGAGGAUGUUUCAAAUAGCAGAGGAAUUUUUUACUUCACUCGGAAUGAAGCCGAUGCCUCCGGAAUUUUGGAAGUUCUCCAUUUUUGAAAAACCUAUUGACAGGGAAAUCAAGUGCACUCCUAGUGCGUGGGAUUUUUGUAAUAGAAUCGAUUAUAGAAUAAAACAAUGUACCAGAGUUACAAUGGAAGAUCUUCUGUCGACGCAUUACGAAAUGGCGCAUUUGCAAUAUUAUUUACAAUACAAGGAUCAUCCGCUACUAUUUCGAAAAGAAGCAAUGCCAGGAUUCAAGGAAGCUGUCAGUGACGCAAUUGGCUUAUCGAUUUUUACUCCUCAGCAUUUACACAAAAUUGGAUUGCACAGUAAUUUAACAGAUGAUUAUGAGAGUAACAUAAAUUUUUUGAUGCUAUUAGCUCUUCGCAAAGUGGCUUAUAUACCGUUCGCUUAUAUAGUUGAUCAGUGGAGAUGGCGCGUCUUCAGCGAUGGUGUGCAAGAUAUGACGGCACGCUGGUGGGAAUUAAGAUUACAAUAUCAGGGCAUUGUUCCUCCCAUAUCUAGAUCCGAAAGAAAUUUCGAUCCAGCAGCGAAGUAUCACAUCCCGGCGGACAGUCCUUACGCAAAGUAUUUUGUAAGCGCCGUCUUACAGUUCCAAUUAUUCCAGUCACUGUGUGAAAUUUCCGGUCACACCGGCGAGUUACAUACUUGCGAUCUUUAUAGAUCGCGCGAAGCAGGUCGGCUAUUAUCAGAUGUUCUGUCGACGGGAGCUUUAAAACCAUGGCAAGAUGUUGUCAGACAAUUGACGCGAGGUAAAACGAAUCGAAUAGAUGCUGGUGCCAUGCUUAAAUAUUUUGAGCCAUUGAACGCGUGGUUGAAACGACAAAAUGAAAUGCAGCCUGUAAUCGGUUGGAUUUCCAGCCGCGAUGACAAAGGAAUUUUGGAAUUUGUUUCAGCACUGUUUGCGCAAUGGUAUCAGAGCAGUGCGCGGAAAAUAGAAUCAUGGAGUUUAUUCCCUUUGCUGCUUAUAAUUUGCAAAAUAUGUAUUUAUUAAUAAUUAUUGCAUAUGAGAUUUAACUAAACCUAUUUUCCAAAGAUUUUCAUAGUUAGUAUCUGCAAAUUGAACGAUAAUGAAUAAAAGACUUGAUAAUUCU
Molecule: messenger RNA, 1763 nt
Organism: Linepithema humile (Argentine ant)
Lineage: Eukaryota; Metazoa; Arthropoda; Insecta; Hymenoptera; Formicidae
Source: RefSeq, a predicted model, not a curated record